Molecule: messenger RNA, 1287 nt
Organism: Westerdykella ornata
Lineage: Eukaryota; Fungi; Ascomycota; Dothideomycetes; Pleosporales; Sporormiaceae
Exons: 3
Coding region: 251-1198 (315 amino acids)
Molecular function (GO): protein binding
Source: RefSeq, a predicted model, not a curated record
UCUGAAUAAUGUCUGACAGGAAUCUCGGUACGCGAUGCGACCACGGGACGAGAUUCAAUCAGGGGAGAAGAGCUAUAACGACUGGGGUUUCAUUCCUCGAUGCAGCUGUUCCGAAGUCAUUCUCAUGAAUAAAUAAUCAAGCGCCCGAUUAGGUAAGACACUCCAUUUUCAUCGUCAAGCAUUACUUGUACAGUUAGUCCUGGGACGACCUCUGCAUGACAUUGGCCCAGACAGUCCCUCCGAGCGACCGAUGCAGCGACAUCACAGCGAAGAUGAGGAGCCGCUCGAGGAUACAACGACGGCCAUUCCCCUGCGGUCCAAACGCACCGAACGCCUCCAGCGCAAGCGGGCCAUUCGCGACAUGAGACUACGGGAGCAAGCAAACCUCGCCCAGCUCCCCACCGAGUUGAUACUCGCGGUCCUGGAGGACCUGCGUCCGAGCGAAGUCUUUAACUUUUCCUUCGUGAACCGCCGCUUCCAUAAGCUCGUCCAAACGAACGGCAACGCUCUUGGUGAUGAGAUCAUCCGCCGCCGCUACAACAUCCUCACUCGGUGCUUUCCACUGCCGGUUCUGCUUUCUACGAUCGAGCCCUCGGUUCGACCGCUACUGACCGACCCUCUCCGCCUGCUGCGACUCGGGCUCGGUAUCCACCACAACCAAUACCAGCACGUCCACUACCCCGAUCCUGAGCUUGUCUGUACAUGUCUGACCUGUGUCUUGACUUGGAACAACUUAGGUCUCGUGCUGGACUUCGCUCAUUGGCAGAACCACCUUGAUAACGGCUCGCCCAUCCCGAGCCUGCCCGAAGGGCGCAAAGUCGACUGGAACGAAGAAUUGAUCGCUCGACACGCACGAUUGGUUCGGAAAGCUCUAGGAGAAUCAUUGUGGUAUGCCCGUAUCCUUGAAAUACAUUUGUCCAGCAUCGUACGAUCCAUUCGGCGGCACAGGGAAAACAAGGGGAAUAAGAGGAAGCAUGUGGAUAUGACGGAGGAGGAUGCCGCCUCUGGAACAGACCAUUUCUUGUCGAAGGAAGGGCCUGUAACCCUGGAAUUUCCUUUCAAUCGGGACGAAUACUACAUGCUAGAGGCGUAUGUACCGAACAGAUGGUGGAAGCGGUCUGACCAACGCUGGUAUUACACCCUUACGGGGCAACACGAAGCGGACCUCGCGAUGGUGGUCCGGUGGGCGCAUCUCUGAGCAAUGGUUGACGGAAACCGAGAUACAACGCCAGUGGGCAGCUCAUUCAGCCUUGAAGAUAGGUGGUUCUUAUAAUCACUCAGCGGCAC